GGGGAAACGAAAAAAGAAAAAGAAAAAACAGAGGCGAUGGGAGUUCCCGCUCUAUUCCGCACUCGUCAGAGCGCCACGCGACCUCACGAGGAAGUGUUUGAGCCUGGUAUCUAGCUGCUUCUCUGGCUAUCUCUGAGUGUUCCAAGAAUGGUAAACUCCUCCAAGGACGACACAGCCACCAACGGCGAUUCUCCGCCCUCCAAUUCCAGCCUCUACUCCGAAGGCGAGAAGGUCCUUGCAUAUCAUGGCCCGCGCAUCUAUGAAGCCAAGGUUCAAAAAGUUGAGCUUAGGAAGAAGGAAUGGAGAUACUUUCUGCACUAUCUAGGCUGGAAUAAAAAUUGGGACGAAUGGGUAAGCGUAGAUCGGCUGAUGAAAUGUACUGAAGAGAACCGUUUGAAGCAGCAAGCCCUUGAGAAAGGGUAUGUAGAAAAGAGCUCAAAGUCUGGACGAUCUGCACAAGCAAAGCCAAAAAAUUUGAUCGAUGCAAGAGUGGAGAAAGAGGACCCCAAGAACAAUGCACCAAAGGGGAAGAAACGAAAGAAUGACUCAGCCACCAAGGACAAUCAAUCGGUAGAAAAAGUAAUCAAGAUUCAAAUACCUUCAACACUAAGAAAGCAACUUGUUGAUGAUUGGGAAUUUGUUACGCAGCAGGAUAAGCUAGUCAAACUUCCACGCUCACCUACAGUUGAUGAUAUUUUGACGAAAUACUUGGAAUACAGAUCCAAGAGGGAUGGCAUGAUUACCGACUCACUGGGAGAAGUCUUGAAAGGAAUACGUUGUUAUUUUGAUAAAGCAUUGCCUGUACUGCUCUUGUACAAUAAAGAGCGUGAACAGUAUCAUGAAUUAGUCGUAGAUAAUGUCUCUCCAUCGACUAUAUAUGGUGCAGAACAUCUGCUACGCCUCUUUGUUAAGUUGCCAGCGCUUUUGGCAUAUGUGAAUAUUGAAGAUGAAACACAGAUGCGGCUACACCAUAAGUUGCUCGACUUUCUGAAAUUUCUGCAGAAGAAUCAGAGUACUUUCUUUGUCUCGGCAUAUGAGGGCCUUAAACUUAAUGAGGGAAAGGGUAAGGGCAAGAAUGACUGACAGCGAAUCCUUAUCGCAUGGCAUGUACACCUUCAUGCUUGCAAUUCAUAGUCUGGCAGGGAGGUAGUAGAUUUCUGUGAUGCAUGCUGCCUUGGAUAGUCAAAUCAAUCCUCUUGUUGUAACUGUUCAAGCCGUAUUUCUUUCUUUCCUUUCUUUUCUUUCUUCCCUCUCUCUCUCUCUUGUUAAAGAAUAAUUUGUUCGUUUGUAAUUGAUAUUGGUUUGGUGCAUGCACUGUCCAUUUAAGAGUUCUACUUGAGUAGCUAAAUUGCUGUCCACUUUUUUAUUUUUAGAAAAGUAGUCCCAACUGCAAGCUUAUGACAAGUCGAAAUGAACGCUUAAACUGUAAUGAAAUCCAAUCAGAAGCUGUCUUGUGAAUUA
Cucurbita maxima (winter squash) is the source of this 1461-nucleotide messenger RNA. RefSeq names its product protein MRG1-like. Gene Ontology annotation, biological process: regulation of DNA-templated transcription; chromatin organization. The coding region runs from base 148 to 1083 and encodes 311 amino acids. The record is from RefSeq and is a predicted model, not a curated record. The transcript is spliced from 11 exons. Gene Ontology annotation, cellular component: nucleus; histone acetyltransferase complex. Lineage: Eukaryota; Viridiplantae; Streptophyta; Magnoliopsida; Cucurbitales; Cucurbitaceae.